AUGGAAGAAGAAUGUGAGAAAGGAAAAGCGUUCAAGAGCUUGCCAUCUUCUGAAAGGCUAAAAAAAACAGAACAAGAGGAACUGCGACUAAUCCAAUGUGUCGAAACUCGUUGGAACUCGAUUUAUUAUAUGUUGAAACGAUUUAUUGACCUGGAAGAAGCAAUUCGGUCUAUUUUGGGUUUCGUGGAUAGAUCAUUACCGACAAUCACUUCAGAAGAUUGGAUUUUAUAUGCUCAGUUGUGUCAAAUUCUGCGACCUUUUGAAGAGAUAACGAGCUCCAUGAGCGGUGAUAAAUACUUAACUGGUAGUUCUGUAAUAGUAGUCACACGAUGUCUGAUCGAAGCAUGCCAAAAACUUUUAGAGAGAACAGACUUAUUACCAGAGGCGACUGACACCAUUUUGCUACUGAAAACGGGUCUGAAAGAACGAUUUAAGUCGAUUGAGCAAAGUGGCACCUUUUCUCUUGCCACAUUUAUGGACCCACGUUUCAAAAUGCAGGGAUUUUCAGAUCAAAAUGAGGCGACAAAAACAAAAGAAAAAGUGCGCAAAUUAGUUGCAGCACUUAUUGCAGAGUCAGAAAAUACUGCAGCGCUCACCACCGUCACCGAUCAUCCAGCUACUAGUAAUAUUAAGGAUGCCUAUAGUCCGUGGAAUAUUUUUGAUAAAAUUAUUGCACGUUGCAAUAUAGUGGCAACAUCCGUUCCUUGCGAGCGGAUGUUCACAAAAACUGGAUCAAUUUUGUCUGAAAGGCGAACGAGGCUGACCACGAGCAAAGUGGCACAGAUUAUGUUCCUAAAUGUGAAUAGUAAUGAGGAGAGAUUUAGAGAGUAUUCAAAGAAAUAA
Molecule: messenger RNA, 843 nt
Organism: Leptidea sinapis
Lineage: Eukaryota; Metazoa; Arthropoda; Insecta; Lepidoptera; Pieridae
Product: zinc finger BED domain-containing protein 6-like
Exons: 3
Coding region: 1-843 (280 amino acids)
Molecular function (GO): protein dimerization activity
Source: RefSeq, a predicted model, not a curated record